Molecule: messenger RNA, 2610 nt
Organism: Blumeria graminis f. sp. triticale
Lineage: Eukaryota; Fungi; Ascomycota; Leotiomycetes; Helotiales; Erysiphaceae
Source: the annotation of a GenBank genome assembly
AUGGAAGGCACUCCCUCAAAUAAAAUAAUGGCAAAAUCAAUAGCUGAUCCAAAGGUUUCAACACCAGAUUUUGGCGGAGACAGGGUUGAGGUAUCACGAGAGGAACAGAAUGUCCCAAGCUAUAAUUACCCUCUACAUCAGGCCGUAGAGUCGAUAGGACGACAAGCAAAGUUAAGUUUGUCUCUUGUGGCGGAGCAGUCUGGAGAGUUGUCCAAUACACGAUCGGGAAAAUCCAAACUCAAUCUUUUAAAUCCCAUGUCGCUUCUAACCCGGCGAAAAAUCCACCCCUCGACGGCACAAGUCUCACAGAAUACUACAAAAAAUUUCACGAGACUAAAGGGUGUAGACCAAUUUUUUGAACUACAUCCAGAAGAAUUACUCGUACACGAUUUUAACACUAUACAGAACUCUAAUAGAUUCACUGGUCGUCGAUCCCCAGAGCGCCCUCAAAGUCCAAAGCCUAGCUCUCAAUACAAUCACAAUCGUUAUAAAGACCCUCCUAGUAGUAAAUCUUCAAAAGAUUUUUGGGAUGCAAUCGAAUGUACUUCACAGACCUUUGAAAGCCAGUUCUCUGCACAUGACUAUAUUUUGCCUGAAACCAGUGCCUCAAUGAAUAAUACGCUCGUCAGCCCUCAAUACUGCUUAGAAGCAGGAAGAGAAAGCAGUUUAUUAUCAGAGCCAUCCAGAGGUGAACAAGAAAAUCCCAAUUCUUACACGAUCAUGGGUGAUCCGAAAACUAAAAAGUACUCCAAUUACGAUUUUAUCCAGAAAAACUGUGGCAAUAUUCCUACCUACUCACUAAAUAUAUCAGAUAAUGUAGUAUCGGCGUCAGCUCAAGAAAUUACUCGGAAACAAGAAGAAACUAACGUACCCUUUGAAAUUUCUCGCAUUCCAAAAAAGAUGAACAGUGUUUCGUCUGUUCUCGGCCUUAACAUUGGAGUAGUAUCCAUCGAAGAUGAAAAGCUCGCAGAUAGGCAAGAUAUUGAUCCCAAAAAAAGUGGCGACACCGAACCCGACGAGCCGCCAGAAGGUGAACAGACAGAUAACUACAGACAAGAAUCUUUACUUGAAUCCACAUCCAGUUGUGAUGGAAUGCUACAACAACCUAAUAACAACAUCAAUCUAGAAAAUACAUCUGUAGCAGAUAAAGUAUUGUUAGAAAAUUUUCAAAAGAUGGAAAUUCGAUGUAAGAAUAAUUCUAGUUCUGAAUCUGUAAUGAUCGCAGUAGAUAACCGUAAACCUCAUUAUGAAUCAAAAUAUAUACAGGACUCAUCCAGUACACUAUAUGACUGCACAAACCUGGCAAACUUCGAAGAAGCUGAAACUUUAACGUCAUACAAUCCAGAGGAAGCAGGAAAUGAUUUACAUGUUAAUGACUUCGAAUCAAGACAACAAUCCGUAGGAUCACAGAAGACAAAAAACGGGGUAUAUUUGGCAACAUUUGAUGAAAGUUUUUACUAUGACGAUGGAUUAAUAGAGAUCCCCGAGAACCUUCCUGAUGAAACAGAUUUCGAUGAAUCAGUAUUUGACAAAAAAGAUACCGACGAUUAUGGAAGACCUCUUGUAUCACUAAGUUCACCAAUAUCAUUUCCAACGCCUAGAACUGAUUUAGCCGUUAAAACUCACACUACAAAUGAAGCAUCAGAAAGCUGCUCCAAUUUUCACUCCACAUCCUCGGCUUCCCUAGAUCUAGGCCGACAAUCCGCUGAAAAAGUAUCAAACCUAAUACUAAACAAGAAAGCUGCUGGAAAAUUAAGUCAUCUCACGCAAGACUCGUUAGCAGCCCACCAGUCGGCCCUCGAGAACGCUGCACAUACCGAAGCAAUUGAUGGUGGACUCUGCCACGACAGUGAAAACCAGAGAGAGAAGUCAGAGAUAGAAAAUGCGUAUCCAAGUUCGUUCAGCAACUAUUUUCAGACCCUUCCAGAUAAUUCUUUUUCAUCGAGAUUCGAACUAGGAGAUAGCUUUAAUGAAGAUUAUUGCAUGCGCGAUGUAGAUUAUGAGUUUGAUGAUGACCUAAAUGAUGAUUCGAUAAUUGCAGCAGCUAACGCCGAAGCCCUUGCGAAUGACUGUGAUGGGUUUUAUGGCCGAGAAUUUGGAUUCUAUUCUGCACCAGAAACACCAGAGAAAGAUACUCUAAAUCGACAUGGGGGCUAUUUCGGAAAUGGCAGCUCUCAAAGCAUAGAUAAAAAAGGACAUAAUGGGCGCGUUGCAACUCACGAACCAAAUCUUACUCCUAUAACUGAACGCAGCGAGUACUCAAACCGUAAUUCCUACAUGUCACAGAAUAUUCAUAGUCCUAGCUCGACUAGGGAGAAAUUUGGACCUGGACUAUCGCAAUUUGUGGCAAGAAAAGAUGAGUUAGAUACUGACAUGAACUUCGAAUCUCUAGUAAAAUUACGGAGAGGAACAUGGGGUGGCAGCCAAACAAGCUUGCAUAGUAGUAACGGUAGUGCCGGCGGCAAUGAUGAAAAUGGUAUAGGCAGUCAACUGAACUUUCGGAGCUACGCCAAUGGACGAGAAAGCCACAAUGAUUUCCAACAAAUAAAUAGUAAUGCCGUUCUCUUCCGCUCAGAAGACUUGAGAGAAAGAGACGAGAGAGAUAUAUAA